CCCUCUAAUCCCCCUUCCUCCUCCUCCUCCUCUUCCUCUUCCUUCUCCUCCUCCUCUUCUUCCUCUCCCGCGGCGGCCCUGAGCAAAGCGGAGUUCCUGGACUGCGUGCGGCGCAGUAACCAGGCCUGCCAGCAGGGGGAGUUCGGGCUGGCCGAGCGUCUCUAUGGCGACGCCCUGGCCUCCGACCCGCAGAACCCCAUCCUGUACAGCAACCGCUCCGCCGCGCGCAUCCGUUUGGGCCAAUACGGCCCCGCCCUGGAGGACGCCCUCCAGGCCCGCAUCAUCAACCCCAAGUGGCCCAAGGUAAGGCGCUACCGGAGGGUCACCUGUUGCCGGGCGAGAUCUGAGGUCCGCCCUGUUAUUGGCCUGCUAACUGCCGGC
This is a messenger RNA of Menidia menidia (Atlantic silverside), 381 nucleotides long. NCBI's taxonomy places the organism in Eukaryota, Metazoa, Chordata, Actinopteri, Atheriniformes, Atherinopsidae. The record is from the annotation of a GenBank genome assembly.